AUGUGGCAACAAGUGGAGUUCGUCGAGACCCCUAAUUGGACUCGAGCUGAAGUUCUUCAGCGAUUCUGGACACAUUUAAGGGUGGAAACACAAUUCCGAACUUUACUAUACUAUCGCUUGAGUUCUUGUGACUGCUGGCUCGAAGAGGUUUUGGGUACCACUGAUAACUCAACGACUUUGCUGUGGAACGAUCGGACAUACCCACAUUAUCUGAGACACCGACAGGAUAUGGACAUAUUGGCAGUGGCUUGCCUGAGAUUCGCGCAGUAUAAGGAAGUUCUGCUCUCGUUGAGCAUAAUGCUGGAUCAAAUACUUAGUAUGCCUGUGGUAUUGCAGCUUUGUAAAGAGGAAGAUCCUAUUGAAGAAGAGAAAUCCGCCUGGUUAUUAUUAAAACGAAGUCAAGAGUUAAAGAUGCCAAAUGUGCUGCUGGUUUCGUGGAACUUUUUCACCUCCAGGACAUUUUACGCCUUUGAUUUGUUUCCGGAAUUAAAAGUUACGAAACUAAUAUAUCAAGGGAUUCUUACCCUUUUUCCCUAUAAGCUGGGAAACCUGCAAGGACAUCCCAUUCGUACCCUGCCAGAUAAUUCUCAACCACAUACCAUUGUGCAAAAAAUGGAAAAUGGAUCCUUUGACAUUUCCGGUCCCGUGUGGCAAUUUAUGGUCGAAUUCGCUCAAUAUUUAAAUGGCAGUCUGCAGCUGCCCAUGGAGCCAGUUUCUGCGAAAACCCUAAGAUACGUGCAGGUCCUGGACUUGGUAAGGAACAAAACCUUGGAUAUAGCGGCCAGUUUAAGGCCCUUUAUUCAUGUGCAGCGUUCUAACACUCACAUCAUGGGCUAUCCCUUCAUGGUGGGUAAUUGGUGCGUGAUGUUGCCAACGGAAAGAGUAAUAACCAGCCAUGAGGCAUGGCUCAGGUUGAUGGAAUCACCUUGGACCUGGCUCUUUUUGCUAUGCCUCUACAGUUUGCACACCUGGUUGAUCCAACGGAUACGUGUAUCCUAUCCCACCAUUCAACUGAUAAAACCUUUAGCAUUCCUGGCGAUUAUCUGCUUUCUUCAGGCCCAACUUUCAGCCUACUUUAUUGGUCCCCAACAGGUUAGACAUAUAACCAAUAUGGAUGAGGUAGAGCAAGCUGGUCUUAAAAUUAGGGGAAUGCGUGGAGAGUUCAUGGAAUACCCCAUUGAUAUGAAGAGCAGGUACGCCUCAACCUUUCUGCUGCAUGAUUUCUUCUUCGACUUGAUAAAAUACCGGGAUAGUUUCAAUACCUCAUAUGGAUAUACAAUGACCUCUAUUAAGUGGAAUUUAUACAAGGAGGCUCAGCGGAACUUCCGGCGACCUUUGUUUCGCUACUCGCAGGACAUUUGUGUACAGAAGCUCUCACUUUUCUCCCUAAUUAUGCAAAGCAACUGCUUACAUCGCUACCAAUUAAAACUGUUCAUCUUCCGAUUGCACGAAGCAGGACUUAUUCGCCUUUGGUAUCGACGAUCCUACUACGUCAUGUUGAGAACAGGACAUUUUCGUUAUGGGGACAUUACCACAUCACACCACACACAUGCCAUUCGUUGGUCGGAAUGGCUUUAUGUGUUGGCAGUAUUUGGUAUUGGGCUUUUAUUUUCAACGCUUGUGUUCGUCAUUGAGCUCACUGUUCACUAUGUAAAUGUUUACUUGCAAAACUUGUAA
Molecule: messenger RNA, 1677 nt
Organism: Drosophila suzukii
Lineage: Eukaryota; Metazoa; Arthropoda; Insecta; Diptera; Drosophilidae
Gene: Ir94f
Product: Ionotropic receptor 94f
Source: RefSeq, a predicted model, not a curated record